Messenger RNA from Laetiporus sulphureus 93-53, 1124 nucleotides. Its product is annotated as ferredoxin. The record is from RefSeq and is a predicted model, not a curated record. The transcript is spliced from 7 exons. Bases 130 to 765 code for a protein of 211 amino acids. Gene Ontology annotation, biological process: P450-containing electron transport chain; positive regulation of oxidoreductase activity. Gene Ontology annotation, cellular component: mitochondrion. NCBI's taxonomy places the organism in Eukaryota, Fungi, Basidiomycota, Agaricomycetes, Polyporales, Laetiporaceae. Gene Ontology annotation, molecular function: 2 iron, 2 sulfur cluster binding.
UCCAAAUCCCAAUACGUCCAUAGGUCACCGGUCAUACGCGGCACGAGCGAACUGACUCAGCUGCUCGCCAUUUGCUCAAAUAUCCUUCUCUGCGUACGCACAUUCCCCUCACACUUCCGCAUCACCACCAUGUCCGCAUGCGCUUUCGUGCCACCCACCGCCAUACUUUCGAAAUUAUCUAGCUCUAUGCUCUCCUCGACUGUCCGUUCUCUCUCACGACCAUUCAGAAUCGCAUCACACCGGCUCUGCCAUGCUUCACCGUUACGCCUUCCUGUUCGGCCUCGUACACGAUAUGCCCCAACGGCACUUGCUCUGACCGAUAUUUCGGGCUCUUUGUUGGCUCGGCGUGCAUUCCAUUUGAGUGCAGUCGCAUAUCAUGGUGGUGUCGAGCGACCUAAGCCUGGUACUGGAAUCAAAGUGCAUUGGAAAGAUUCAAAGGGAAACUUAAUCAAAACCGUGGAGGCGAACGAAGGGGAUGACCUGCUGAGCGUCGCGCAUGAGUAUGAUAUAGACCUGGAAGGUGCUUGCGAAGGUUCUGUAGCAUGUUCGACCUGCCAUGUUAUCCUAGAUUCGAAACAUUACGAUCUUUUACCCGAGCCUGAGGAUGAUGAAAACGAUAUGCUCGACAUGGCAUUCGGUCUAACAGACACAUCCCGACUUGGAUGUCAAGUGCAGUUAACUCGCGAUCUGGAUGGCAUUACCGCCACACUCCCGGCGGCAACAAGAAAUAUGUUCGUUGACGGGAAGAAAUCAGCCCAUCACUGACAGGCCGACUAUUUUGAUCUCAAAGGAUGCGAUGGUGCCGCUAAAUUCAAUGCUUGGCAUACGAUUGGCACCAGUGCGUGAGAUGUUAUGUGUAUUCUACGACGUAAUGUAUGCUACGGACCAUCGGCGGACAAAUGAAGCCUAGGUGACCACUGCAGCGAUUCCGGCACCGUCCAUGUGAUGUCCUGCGUAGGAACCUUGAUAUCGCAUAGUUUGCAGUGAAUGCAGUUCUGACACGACAUGAGUUCGAUAUGUCGCGGUAGAGUGCUAAAGAGAACCUACUUGUGAGUUGAUAACCAGCUUUUUGCCUCCCCAACUGUCGUCCUCUUUGUCAUUGGUUAAAGAAGCUUCGUCGUCGA